AUGAAUAAUCUAUACAUCCUUGCUCUCAUACUCUUGGUGGCUGCUACAUCAACAGUCCAAGCUGAAGUGAAUGUUUAUGCUUUGUCAUAUGCAGGUUUCAAUAUUACCAAAUGGUCAAAUGUAUCCAACUCAUUCGUACCUUUUGUCAAUAUUCCAACUCUUGAGUUGAGAGGAUACCAACAGGUGUUCAACUUCAACUCCACCUAUCUCAUGGGUUUGGCCAACAACGUUAACGACCAAAACCAACUCUACUUCCUCAUCGAUGAGGUCAACUUGUCCAAUAAGACAUUGAUCAAGAGUAAUGGAUUUAAUCCAGCCACAGCCAAUAACUACCAAUGGUCAUCAGCUUGGUGGAACCCAGAUACUCCAUCAUAUUUCUUUGUGAUUGAUAACUCAUUGACACUCCAAACACUUAGCGUAAAGACAGGUCUACCAACUUCGGACUUCCCCGCCACCAAGAUGCCAAAGGUCAACAAUCCAGCGGGUUACUCUGCCUACAUUGUCUACUUGCCAGAUACCAACUUGAUCUAUGUCAUCGUCUCUUAUGGACCUGGCUUUGGAUUCAAAUUUGGCGGACUCAAGUGUGUAAGCUCCACUGGCUGCACCUACUUGUUCACCUACAACUUCCAGGGCAAGUCUGUCCGUUCGCCACUCUACCUGACACCCAACUUCAUUGGCGACCAGGGCUACCCAACCUACGUCACCUACGUCAACGCCACCUCACUACUGUACACCGGAUUCGAUGCUACCAGCUCCUAUCUGUUCAGCCUCAAUCCACAGACUGGUGCCACACAGAUCGUCGUCCGUUUCCCAACCAUGCAAUUCCCAACCAGCGCCACCGUUGCUGGCGGUCGCAUCUAUGUCAUUGGUGGUGCCAAGAGCAGUGUUUCAAACUCUGUCUACGUCGUGUACGACCUGGCCACAAAGCAGGUCGUCAGCACCAACAAUAUCACAGGUGCCCCAGGCAGACUGUUGGCCAGCGCAAACUAG
This is a messenger RNA of Acytostelium subglobosum LB1, 990 nucleotides long. RefSeq lists its product as hypothetical. Gene Ontology annotation, molecular function: protein binding. The record is from RefSeq and is a predicted model, not a curated record. NCBI's taxonomy places the organism in Eukaryota, Evosea, Eumycetozoa, Acytosteliales, Acytosteliaceae. The transcript has 3 exons. Bases 1 to 990 code for a protein of 329 amino acids.